UGGUUCAAGCAGUGGAAGAAGUACGUGGGCUUCGACAACUGGGAGAUGUUCGGCGCGGGCGAUCCCAGCCUGUUCCCGGGGCCCGUGGACAACGCGGGCCUGUUCCCGGGGCCCAUCGACAACUCGGGCCUGUUCGACGAUCCGGAAACUCAGAGUUUGAAAGAACACCUCAUUGAUGAGCUGGAUUACGUGUUGGUGCCCACUGAAGCCUGGAACAAACUAGUAUCGUGGUAUGGCUGCAUAGACGGGCAGCAGCCUAUUGUGAGGAAAGUGGUGGAGUAUGGGCUGUUUGUGAAGCACUACAAGGUUGAAGUUUAUCUCCUGGAGCUGAAGCUGUGCAAGAGCAGCGACCCCGACAAUGUCGUCAGCUGCCACUUCAGCAAAGCAGAUACUGUGGCUACCAUCGAGAAAGAAAUGAGAAAACUAUUUAAUAUCCCAGCUGAGAAGGAAACCAGGUUAUGGAACAGGUAUAUGAGUAACACCUAUGAACAGCUCAGCAAGCUGGAUAGCACAGUGCAAGAUGCAGGGCUCUAUCAGGGUCAGGUGGUUCUAAUAGAAGUGAAAAAUGAAGAUGGCACGUGGCCUGGACAGCAUUUCCUGGCAAAAUCAAGCACUGCAACUAGCAGAAACUUUACUACCUCUUCAAAAUCAUCAUCAAGUUCUUAUUCCUCAGUGUCUGCCACUUCUGUCAUUACUAACGGUGAUAGCAGUAACUCCUAUGGACUGAACAGCUCCCACCUGGGCAGGGGAGGUUCUGGAUUUGUCUGUAACUCUUACAACUGCAGGGACAGUGCUUCCCUGUCACAGCCUGGACUUUGUGGACUCAGUAACCUUGGAAACACCUGCUUCAUGAAUUCUGCAUUACAGUGUCUGAGCAAUACUCCUCCUCUGACUGAUUAUUUCCUGGAAGAUAAAUAUGAAGCUGAAAUAAAUCAGAACAACCCACUGGGGAUGAGGGGAGAGAUUGCAGAAGCCUACGCGGAGCUCAUUAAACAGAUGUGGUCUGGGAGACAGUCCCACGUGGCCCCACGGAUGUUUAAAACACAGGUUGGCCGAUUUGCUCCUCAGUUUUCAGGAUACCAGCAGCAAGAUUCCCAGGAACUCUUGGCUUUUCUUCUAGAUGGCUUGCAUGAGGAUUUGAACAGAGUGAAGAAGAAGCCCUACUUGGAGCUGAAGGAUGCCAAUGGCAGACCUGAUUCGGAGGUGGCAAAAGAGGCCUGGGAGAAUCAUAGGCUGAGGAACGAUUCUAUCAUUGUGGAUAUUUUUCAUGGUCUUUUCAAGUCUACCCUUGUUUGUCCCAAAUGCUCCAAAGUUUCUGUGACCUUUGAUCCCUUCUGUUACUUAACCCUCCCACUGCCCUUGAGGAGAGAUCGUCUCAUGGAAGUUACCCUGGUAUAUGCAGACCCACAGCGUAGACCUGUCCAGUACCGGAUUGUGGUGCCGAUGAUGGGGGCCAUCUCAGAUCUGUGUGAAUCACUUUCCAAACUCUCUGGUGUUCCUGCAGAAAAUAUGGUGGUGACAGACGUGUAUAAUCACCGGUUCCACAAAAUCUUCCAAAUGGAUGAAGGGUUAAAUCAUAUCAUGCCAAAAGACGACAUCUUUGUGUAUGAAGUUUGCAAGCCAAGUGAGGACAGCUCAGAGUAUGUUACUCUCUCUAUUUACUUUCGGGAGAAGACGACAAGACAAUCCAGCAACACUGCAGGGACUGUGCUCUUUGGGCAGCCUCUGCUCAUAUCUGUGCCCAAACACAAGCUCACUGUGGAUCACCUGUACAGUGUGGUUUUGAAGCAGAUCAGCCGCUAUGUGAAACUCCCUUUGGCAGAAGAAUACUCUACACCCUGCCCAGACAGAGGGACCUGCAAUGGCUCCAAUGGGGUGGUUGAAGGUGACAUUGAAGAGAUGGAGCAUCAGGAUGGUGGAGAGGAAGGCAAGGAAAAGCUGACUGAAGCUGAUCCCUGCCACUCCGAGGGUUGUAUGCAGGUGGAGGCAGCAAGAGACCUGCAGCCUUGCAAGAAACAGCAUUUCACUUUUAGCCUCGUGAAUUCCUCUGGGACCUCUGAGAUAAACUCCAUUGUUGAAGGAAAAAUCUUAAAACUGAGUGCUUUUUCUGCAGUUGCUAUUGACUGGGAUUCUGAUACACGGAGGCUACUUUAUGAUGAACAGGAGGCACAGGCAUUUGAAAAACAUGGCAGCAUGCUACAACCACAGAAGAAGAAGGCUGUAGUAGCCCUCAGAGACUGCAUAGAGCUCUUCACUACUAUGGAAACACUUGGUGAACAUGACCCAUGGUACUGCCCUAACUGUAAGAAACAUCAACAGGCCACAAAGAAGUUUGACCUGUGGUCUUUGCCCAAGAUUUUGGUGGUGCAUUUAAAACGCUUCUCAUACAGCAGAUACUGGAGGGAUAAACUUGACACUGUUGUGGAAUUCCCUAUCAGGGGUUUAAACAUGUCCGAGUUUGUCUGCGACCCAAGAGCAGGCUCGUAUGUGUACGACCUCAUUGCAGUUUCCAAUCACUAUGGAGCCAUGGGAGUGGGCCACUACACUGCCUACGCCAAGAACAAAGUGAAUGACAAGUGGUACUACUUCGAUGACAGCAGCGUAUCAGUGGCUUCAGAAGACCAAAUAGUGACAAAAGCUGCGUAUGUGCUGUUUUAUCAGCGCCGAAACAAUGAGGAACAUAGUGCCCCAUGUCCUCCCCAGGAAGAGUGUGACGGCAUGGACACCAACUAAGCAUCACCUCCAGCCACCAUGGUAGCAGUUCCUCUUCUAAAGCAAUGCCUGAGGCAUCUGAAAAUUUUCCUUCCUUCUGUAGGGGUCAAGCAGAAGAUCGAGCGCUGUAAGAUUCAGUGCUGGGGGUUGCAGAGUAGCACUGGAGAGCCAGGAAUAGGUGCUGACACUUGGGUAUUUAGAGGCCAAAAAUAAUAUAUAUUGGAGCUUCAAUAAAGUUCUUUUUAAAAUCUGGCUGAGCUGUGUGGCUAGAGGCAGGGGUUGGGGCUGUGGUUCUUGGUUGUAGUUGGGGUCGGGAGAGGACAGUCUGAGCUGGAGGCCAGUCACAGCUGAGCCUCGCAGGGGCCCGGGGAGGAGUGUGGUGGGUACGAUUCUGUGAAUCGGCACUGGGGCUUCCUGCCAACUCUGGUGUUGCUUUUGGGCCCUGCCUGUGUCAGGGAGGCUCCUACACCCUUUCUGGAGCUCAAUUCAGAUCUUUGUACACCUGGCCUGUCUGCUGCAGUCUCUGCCAUUGUACCUUGGUUCCCUGGCUAAGCAGCAAACAUUUUUCUUGCUUCCAUCCUUUUCACUGAUGCAUUUUAUGCUCUUCAGGGCAGUUUUGACUCAGCCUUUUUCAUGUGAACACUGAAUCCUCUAAUGUAGGAACCUUGGCCAGAAGUGACUCAUACCUGCCCGUGGUGUGGCACAUAUGCAGGCUGAUCUGGCUCCUGUUCUUCUGCAGAGAAAAUACCAUCCAUAACACUGAUGAUUUCUUGUCUUCUCCAUCCAUCUCCUACACCCCUCACUUCCGGGCUGCUCUGUAAAGCACUUUUCUGCCUCCGGCUUUUCUCCUAUGGUUUGUGCCGUGACAGCAUUUUUAUCCUUUUUUGCUUGUUUAUGUGGUUCCUUGGAGCUUUUUCUCCAGCCAGGCUCAGCACUGUGUCACCUGUAAGUGUGACAGCCCAAUGCAAUGGAUUGUGUGAGUUUUCAGCCUUUUCUCUUGCAACUUUGGUUUUUUUUGGACUGCUUUUUCAGCCUUCCUCCUCCUCCCUUGAGCGCUGCCCUUUAGAUCCCCACCUUUUCACCUUUUGUGGGGCUGCAGGUGUGACAGUCCUGUCCCAGCUCCUCUUUGCCUUUGCUGUUCAAUGGUUCUGUUCUAUCCUUUCGGCUCAAGUGGCAAAUGCUCUUCCCUCUGUCCUCCUUUGCUGUCUGUGGUACUUGUAAGACUCAAGUCUAGCUUUCUUCUUGAAUGUGGACUCCUGUGAGUCUCUCCUUGGUGGAGACCUGGUCUUCCAUGUGAAAAAUGGGAAAAAAUCUAGAGCUUUAGCCUGUGUUUUUUUAGGGACAAAUCUAGCUCAAUGACAAACCAAACAGGAGGGUUUUUCUUUCUUGGAGAAGGGAGGGCUGCCUCUAGCCAGCAUGCUACUGGUGUGAUCCUCUGUGGAAUUUUGCUUUUAAAACAUUGAAAUUUGAAUUUUGAGAUCACAAUUGCUUAGUUGCUUCUGCUGUUCUGGUGGAGUUUUUUUGUUUUGUUUUUUUGCAACUCUUAAUAUUGUAUUUCUUUUUUUUUUUUCCUCAUUACUGAUGGGAGCAUCCAAAAAGCAAUUUUUAAGCUGUAGCACUGCACUGAAAUUACUCUAAUCAGCAUUUUUUUGUUCGUUUUAUCCUAAAAGUAAGUCAUAUGGGCAUUCCAAAAUAGAGAAUAGAGGAAAGGGAGGGGAGUACAAGUCCUUUUUAAAAGAGAAAUCAAUCUGAAAUAGCCUUUGUUCUCCUUCUCGCCUCCCUGCCUGUGCUGACACAGAAAAGCAUCGUGGGGCUAAAUCUGUGAUGCUCAGAUGCUGAACAGACUCUGUUGUACUGCAGAACAAGUGGCCCAGCUCUUGCUUUCUCUGCCUCUGAGCUGCUGGGCUUCAGCUGAUGUGUGUGUGCUGUAAUACCAGACUGUUUUUUUAGACUAGCACUUUGUAAGUGGCUGGCUCUGUUGUACAAAGAGGAAAAUUAAAGAGUGGUUUGCACUGAAA
Messenger RNA from Manacus vitellinus (golden-collared manakin), 4730 nucleotides. It is a transcript of the gene USP4, whose product is annotated as ubiquitin specific peptidase 4. The transcript is spliced from 21 exons. Bases 46 to 2733 code for a protein of 895 amino acids. The record is from RefSeq and is a predicted model, not a curated record. Lineage: Eukaryota; Metazoa; Chordata; Aves; Passeriformes; Pipridae. Gene Ontology annotation, molecular function: cysteine-type deubiquitinase activity. Gene Ontology annotation, biological process: protein deubiquitination.